Trifolium pratense (red clover) is the source of this 1134-nucleotide messenger RNA. RefSeq names its product serpin-ZX-like. Gene Ontology annotation, molecular function: serine-type endopeptidase inhibitor activity. Bases 1 to 1080 code for a protein of 359 amino acids. The transcript has 3 exons. The record is from RefSeq and is a predicted model, not a curated record. NCBI's taxonomy places the organism in Eukaryota, Viridiplantae, Streptophyta, Magnoliopsida, Fabales, Fabaceae.
AUGUUGUCUCUCUUUGUUGUUCUUAGCGUCAUGGCAGCUGGAUCAGAAGGCUAUGCUCUUGACGAACUUCUUACCUUCCUUCAAUUUGACUCCAUCCACAAUCUAAUGUCAUUCUUCUCUCAGCUCGUCUCCCCUGCUUUGUUCUCUGACGAUCGUAUGUGUUUUAUCAAUGGAAUGUGGGCUGAUGAAUCACUUCCCCUUUCUCAUUCUUUUAAACAACUUGUGGCCACUCAUUACAACACCACUUUGGCUUCGGUUGAUUUUAAGACUAAGGGUGAUCAAGUGUGUCAUGAAGUUAAUUUGUGGGUUGAGAAAGAGACGAAUGGCCUUAUCACAAAGCUUCUUCAUCCUAGUAUGGUAAGCAAAUUACCCACAGGGCUUGUCUUUGCAAAUGCAAUGUGCUUCAAAGGUGUGUGGAAACACAAGUUUAUGGAUACAGCUUUCCAGCAUAGUUUUCACCUCUUCAAUGGCACCAAAGUCAUUGCUCCCUUCAUGGAUAGCAAGCAGAGGGAGCACUUUAUUGGUAUUUUUGAUGGUUUCAAAGUCCUCCGUCUUUCUUAUAGACAAGGCAGGGAUAAAACUCGUCGGUUCUCCAUGUAUAUUUUCCUUCCAGAUGCAAAAGAUGGACUUUUGGCAUUAAUUGAAAAGCUAGCUUCAGAAUCUGAUUUUUUGAAAGACAAGUUUCCUCGGCGAAAAGUGGAAGUACGUCAAUUUACUAUUCCAAAAUUCAAGAUUUCUUUUUCAUUUGAAGCUUCUAAUGUUCUGCACGAGUUGGGAAUGAGUUCACCUUUCUUUCUAACAAAAGUGGUAGAGGGAAUGAACCCUCCUUUGGGCGUGGAAAGCAUAAAUCACAAUGCUUUCGUUGAGGUAAAUGAGAAAGGCACCAUAGCUUCAGCAAACACUGUUAUGGUGGCAUUAAGAGGUAGUCGUCGUGCCACUCCUACGGACUUUGUAGCUGACCAUCCUUUCCUCUUCUUAAUCAGAGAAGAUUUCAGUGGAACAAUUCUCUUUAUUGGUCAGGUUCUCAAUCCUCUUGAUGGAGCAGAUGAACAUACCACACACAUAUACCGAAGAAAAUGAAGAUGAUGAUGAAAGUUAGCAAUCUCAUUAUCUAAUUAUUAUAUUUUGUGAUUA